AUGGGGUCUUUCUCAGGGCACAGUCUACUUCGUCUUCUUUUCACCAUUGGCCUGGUGUUGUCCUUCAUCCUGACAGCCUCCUCCGCUCCCCCCGACAUUCACGGCCGGGAUGUCACCUACAACUACGACGUGGUCAUCUACGGCAGCACCGUAGCUGCUAUGGCCGCUGCCGUUCAGGUCAAGCGCAUGAAGAAGACAGUGGCCGUUGUCUCUCCGACACAAACCAUCGGCGGCCUCACAGCAUCGGGUCUUGGCUGGACGGAUGCUAAAAACGGGGACACUAUUGGCGGCAUUGCUAGGGAGUUUUACAAGAAGAUCUACGCGGCCUACCUUCAAGGUGGCUGGACGUAUGAGACACGAGCCGCUUACGUUGGGAAGAACAUCCGCGCCCAGCCAGGCACUGCAAUUCAGGGCAACAAGCAGGUCCAGUGGACCUUCGAGCCCAGGGUUGCAGAGGCCGUCUGGGAGAAAUGGAUGAAGGAUGGCAAGAUUCCCGUUUUUCGAAACCAGCCAAUCGACCGUUCCGGCCGUGUUAUCAAGAACGGGAACAAAAUCAUAUCCUUCAGAACACUACCGGGGUCUAUCUUCAGGGCCAAGAUGUUUAUCGAUGCCAGCUACGAGGGCGACCUUAUGGAGCAGGUCGGUGUUCCGUACCGCACAGGACGUGAGAGCAAGAGCGAGUACGGCGAGAGCCUAGCUGGAGUGGUCAUCAACACCCCCAAGCUACUCACGAGAUCAGUUGACCCCUACGUGGUAAAGGGCGACCAAGGCAGCGGCUUGAUCGCAGGUAUCGGGCGAAGCAUCAAUGAUCCUCCCUCUCUUGUCGGCACUGCGGAUCCCUUCCGCAUCCAAGCUUACAACUACCGGCUCUGCCUUACCAAUGUGCCUGCCAAUAGAGUCCCCUUUUACAAGCCCGCUAGCUACAAUGAGUCCACCUACGAGAUCCUCUUCCGCUACAUCGAGGCAGGCUACGGGGGGCCCUUCUUCACGACCCAGCUCAUGCCCAAUAUCAAGACUGACUCCAACGCACAAGGCGAGGUCAGCACAGAUCUAUUCGGCCGCAACUUUGAUAGCAACGCCAGAUCAAACUACGCCCUAUACUCAUACGCGCGGCGUAAGGCGGCUGCGCAGGAGCACAAGCUAUACACGCAGGGCUUCCUCUGGACGCUAGCCAACCACCCACGAGUCCCGGCAUCAAUCCGAAAGUCUCACUCAAACUGGGGCUACGCCAAGGACGAGUUCGUCAGCAACGGCAACUUUCCCUACGAGCUGUAUAUCCGGGAGGGCCGGCGCAUGAGGGGCGUCUAUACUAUGACCCAGGAAGAUGUCCUCCAGCCGGCGCCCUUUGUCAACGACGUUGCCAUUGCCACGGGCUCAUACUUCCUUGACGUCCACGCAAUCGAGCGUGUCCUUGUUAACGGGAAGAUCUACAACGAGGGAGGCAUUCACCAUGUGACCUACAAGCCAUUCCCUAUCGCCUACAAUUCCAUUAUCCCUGCUGCAAACGUGGCAACCAACUUCCUCAAUCCCGUUACGAUGAGCGCGACGCAUGUUGCUUUCUCUGCUAUCCGCAUGGAGCCUGCAUAUAUGGCCAUGGGCCAGAGCGCUGCCACAGCGGCUGUCAUGGCGAUUGAGCAGAAUGUCGGGGUACAGAACAUCAACCGCGGCAGACUGAGAGCACGCCUCCUGGCGGAUAACCAGGUUCUCGGUCUGUGA
Messenger RNA from Fusarium falciforme, 1716 nucleotides. RefSeq lists its product as hypothetical. The record is from RefSeq and is a predicted model, not a curated record. The transcript has a single exon. Lineage: Eukaryota; Fungi; Ascomycota; Sordariomycetes; Hypocreales; Nectriaceae. The coding region runs from base 1 to 1716 and encodes 571 amino acids.